CCGAUGGGAGAGGGCGUGGGGAAUCGGGGGGAGGAGAGGGCGGGUGACGUAACCCUGAAUUUAAAUCUUGGUCGGUUGGUCGCGAGCGUCCACGUGACACGCAUCGCUCCAAUCAGAGAAGCAGCCGAGCUCCGGGAGGUCUCCGUGAGAGGAUCAGCCGCGUGCAUCAGUAACGCCUCCACAUCGCCUUUAAAGUCAUUCCAACAUGCAGCUGAUCUUUUGGAGAUGUCGUCCACCUCGCAGAAGCACCGCUCCUUCGUGGCAGAGCCCAUGGGAGAGAAGCCGGUGACGGCGCUCGCCGGCAUCGGUGACACCCUGGGGGGACGGCUCAUCGAACAGGGCUUCGACAGGGCAUACGUGGUGCUGGGCCAGUUUCUGGUUCUCAAGAAGGAGGAGGAGCUCUUCAAGGAGUGGCUCAAGGAAGUCUGCAAUGCCAACUCCAAGCAGUCGUCGGACUGCUUCACUUGCCUGCGGGAGUGGUGCGACGCCUUUCUCUGAGGCGCCCGCUCGCCUGUAAACGCACAGCCCGUCUUUGUGCGUUUACCCUCCGCAAGUUCACCGCCACCUCCUGCGCUCACCGCUCACUCGGUUGUUUUGCUGCCCGGAGUGAGGCUUGGUUGCUCACUCCCCCCUGCCCCCCAUGCGAUCCUGGUGAUGCCGGUUCACUCGCCUACUUAGUCAUUCACUGUGGCGAUGCUCGCCCACACACCCACCGCACACUGUUCCACACGCUCGCCCACCGCUCGCUCGACCACACAUCCAUUGCUCGCUCGCCCACACACCCACUGCUCACUCGCCCACACACUCGCCCACCGCUUGCUCACCCACCGACAGACUUACCCACCGCUAGGUCAAACACCCACACACUCACCUCUCGCCCGCUCAUUUGCCCACACAUUCACCCCACCGCUCACUCACACCCACCGAUUGCUCGCCCACACACUCACACACUGCUCGCUCACACACCCACUCCUCGCUCGCUCACACUGUCCCACCGCUCGCUCCCACACCCAUUACUCGCUCGCUGUUUCGCCCACACACCCACCGCUCCCCCACACACUCUCCCACUGCUCACUCAAACACCCACACACUCAGCCACCGCUUGCCCACACACUCAACCACCGCUCACCUACACAUCCGCCACUCGCUCGGCCAUGCAUUCGCCCACCGCUCGCUUGCCCAUACACUCGUCCACCACGCAUUCGCCCACCGCUCGCUCACACACCCACCGAGUCCGGCAAAUCGUUGGUGGGAAAAGAAAAAAAAACAACCACGGGUCUCUCGCUGGCACGGCUGCUCGGAUGUUCCAGUGUAGAAGGAGCGAGUCUCGGCAGUGGCUGUCGGUGGUUUGCUGGCUACGUGAUUGUUUGAUUGUUAAUGGGAUGUGGCGGGGGGGGGGGGCAGAUGUUUGGUUCCGAUCGGUGCGGAGGGAUUUAACUAGGGGAAAAAGAAGCACGUGGUGGGUUUUUCGUGAAAUUGUUAUUCUUGACACGGGAUUUUAAUUGUUCUGUCCCGAGGGAGGGUCGGUUUCGCUGUGGAGAGGGAAUAGAGACCCAUUUUACUCUACGCGAUGUUAAUAAAGUCUUUGAUAUUAGGCUGCUUGUGCGCCCUGCCUGUUAAAGUAAAAGUUGUUCUCAACCGGGAGUACGCGGACCCCCUGGGGGUAAGUGGGCAAUGUCCCAGGGGGUACAUGAGCUGAUUUAUAAAUGUUAAAUCCCCCCUGGGGGUAAGUGGGCAAUGUCCCAGGGGGUACAUGAGCUGAUUUAUAAAUGUUAAAUCAUACGUGAGAGUCAUUGGUGAAUAAUCGAUGUAUGAAUGCCAAUAUAAAAUAACUACAGUAAAAUGUAAAUCUAAAUGGUAACAUAGAACGAUAUAAAAUACCUUUCUAAGCUCAUUGAUCGUAAACAAUGUGGUUUCCAAGAGUAACCAGCGAGUGCUAUCAAAAUUGCGUCAAGCAUUUAGAGCGUCUGUUCAAAUAUUGAUUUUCAUUCCUAAAUUUAUUUAUCAGAACCAUGUUGGGUUAGGGAAGGAGGUUACUAAGUUGAAACAAUUCAAUAAGGGGUACACUAUCCAAAAGUUUGAGAACUACUGAUCUAUCGCACUCGCAUUAUGCUUAUCUUAUCGUCCAUGUUUGUCCUCCCCCCACACCUCCGUUUAGCACGGUUAUCUGCGUAUGGUGCAAAAGAAGUUCAACAUCGAGUACAUAUUUACCACGUGGACUGCGCAGUCAACCCACUGUGAUCCAUGCUCAUUCAACAUAGGAACGGCAAAACGACGCCGAUGCGCGUAUGUUGAACUUCCUUUGCACCGUACGAAUCCAACCGUGCUAAUCGGAGGUGCAGGGGGAAGGACAAAAAACUAAACACAAAGCAGUUCUAAGGCGGACAGGAACUGCUAAAGCCCUCGUCAUGACGAGCAGCAGAACCUUCACAUUGGCAUCGAGAUCCUGAAUUGCAUUGCUGCUGCAACUGCCAUGUGCAAGAAAGAAUAAAACCAUCGUCCAAUGCUGAAUCCA
This is a messenger RNA of Petromyzon marinus (sea lamprey), 2515 nucleotides long. It is a transcript of the gene BANF1, whose product is annotated as barrier to autointegration nuclear assembly factor 1. NCBI's taxonomy places the organism in Eukaryota, Metazoa, Chordata, Hyperoartia, Petromyzontiformes, Petromyzontidae. Gene Ontology annotation, cellular component: condensed chromosome; nucleus. Gene Ontology annotation, biological process: chromosome organization. Gene Ontology annotation, molecular function: DNA binding. The record is from RefSeq and is a predicted model, not a curated record.